This is a messenger RNA of Gregarina niphandrodes, 735 nucleotides long. Its product is annotated as kelch repeat protein. The record is from RefSeq and is a predicted model, not a curated record. NCBI's taxonomy places the organism in Eukaryota, Apicomplexa, Conoidasida, Eugregarinorida, Gregarinidae. The annotation marks the transcript as partial. The transcript has a single exon. Gene Ontology annotation, molecular function: protein binding.
AACGAGGACUAUCGUGCGUUGUGCGAGGUGGAGAUUUAUGAUGUGUUUCGGGGUGCGUGGCGAACAGGGUGCCCUUUGUUGCAGCCGCGACGAUCUCUGAGUGGUUGUGUGGCGGGUGGUUGUCUCUUUGCGCUCGGUGGUUAUAGCGGACUGGAACCACUCGACUCCGCUGAGUUUCAUGACCCGCGAUGCCCCGGCUGGUUUGCCCUCGCGUCCAUGCAAGUUGCGCGCAUUGGAGCUGCUGCCGUCGCCGGAGCCGGUUCUGAACUCUACGUACUCGGGGGCUCCGCCGAACUCUUUGGGGAAUGUUACGACAUUCGAGCCAACGCUUGGAGACCCCUACCAGCCCCCAGUCCAGAACUGGUCGCAGGAGGAGGGGGAGGGAGACUCGUAGACAAUCAGCCGGGACUAGGUCUGACGGGUGCGGCUACAGCCCGUAUCCGAGACCAACUGGUGUUGUGCGGAGGUUAUGCCACAAAUCAACUACCGACCACGCGCACACUUCUUCUUGACCUCAAGGACCUGUCUUGGCGACGUGCUGCUCCGGCACCCAGGCCUCUGGCAGACGCCACUCUCGUGCCCAACGGACCCAGCAGUCUCCUGUCCAUCGGCGGACACAAUGGCGAAGGCGCCUGCGACAUGUACGACCUUGUCCAAGAUAAGUGGACAGCCAACACCACCACCCUCAACAAAGGCGAACGCUGGGGACAUGCUACCUGCGUUCUGAACUUCUGA